Penicillium atrosanguineum is the source of this 1410-nucleotide messenger RNA. RefSeq names its product cytochrome P450. Gene Ontology annotation, molecular function: monooxygenase activity; oxidoreductase activity, acting on paired donors, with incorporation or reduction of molecular oxygen; iron ion binding. The record is from RefSeq and is a predicted model, not a curated record. Bases 1 to 1410 code for a protein of 469 amino acids. The transcript has 5 exons. NCBI's taxonomy places the organism in Eukaryota, Fungi, Ascomycota, Eurotiomycetes, Eurotiales, Aspergillaceae.
AUGCUGUCGCUUUGGGCUGGUUUUAUCCUUUUAUUUGGAUUUAUCGUUGGCCAGGGACUUUUGUCACCUUUGUCGAAGGUACCUGGUCCGUGGUAUACACGGUUCACAAGCCUUUGGCUCAAAUACCAAGAGUUCACGGCUAAUCGGCGAGAGUCCAUCCAUGCCCUUCACAAGAAAUAUGGACCCGUUGUCCGUCUUGGUCCAAAUGAAGUGUCGUUUACAAGCCUUGAUGCCAUCAAGGAAAUCUAUGCCUCUGGGGGCAGUGGCUACGAUAAGACGGAAUUCUAUUCUCUUUUUAAGCAGUUCAAGACAAAAACUAUGUUCUCUACACUGCCAAGGGACGAACAUAGCAAGAGAAAGCGCCUCUUUGCAGAGAGAUACGCCAUGACCAAUGUCAUGAAAGCAAAGCCUCUGGCCGCUAUCAAUGAGCGUGCCCUGACCUUUGUCAGCCAGUGCACAGAAGCGGGCAAGAAAAGUGUUGAUGUUUAUGUGCUCCUACACUGCUACGCUCUGGACUGUGUCACCCACUUCAUGUUCAGUCCAGGCGGAUUGAAAUCCUUGAACGUUCAGAAAGACUUUGACAUCAUGCAAGAGCUCACCUACCAUCAGAGUCUACAGAAAAACCUCCUGGAGUACUACCUCCCAACACUGGCCCCAUACUUCCCCUCAAUCCUGCACCCACGAGCAUCCCCUCAAACCAACCAAUACGUCCAAGAGAUGGUCUCUCAACCCAACGUCGAAGACCACACCCUCGUGGAAAAACUAAACCGCAAAGAAUCAAACCUCGAACUCAUCCAAGCCGCAGCCGAAUGCAAAGAUCACAUGGCCGCAGGAAUCGACACAACUGGCGACGGCCUCUGUUUCCUAAUGUGGGAACUUUCCCAGCCCCCAAAUCUCGAAUUCCAAACUAAACUCCGCCACGAAUUGACCACUGCCCCGGCAGAUGCCCCUUUGGAUAGCCUGGUCUACCUCGAUGCAGUCAUCAAAGAAGCACUGCGUGUCUCGCCGCCUAUACCGAUGUCAUUACCUCGCUAUGUUCCCCUUGGCGGAAGACUAAUUGAUAAAUACUUUAUGCCUGCGCAUACAAUUGUCAGCUGCCAGCCUUAUACGGUGCACCGGUAUCAUGAGGAUGUUUUCCCGGACCCGGAUCGGUUCUAUCCUGAUAGGUGGGUUGAGGAGAAAGGUGCUGCGGAGCGGAACAGGUAUUUCUUCUCCUUCGCUACAGGUGGUAGGGGAUGUACAGGCAAGAAUCUUGCGAUGGUGGAGAUGAAGACUUUGUUGCGGGAAGUGUAUUCGCAAUUUCAAACUACUGUUGCGCCAGAUAUGAAUGCCUCCAUGGAGAUUGAUGAUCAAAUUAUUGCGUCGAGGCCGAAGGGGCAGUCGUGCAAGUUGAUUUUUACUCCUGUUUAG